Molecule: messenger RNA, 534 nt
Organism: Paraglomus brasilianum
Lineage: Eukaryota; Fungi; Glomeromycota; Glomeromycetes; Paraglomerales; Paraglomeraceae
Source: the annotation of a GenBank genome assembly
AUGCAAGUUGGGCUCGUUGAGCCCGAGUUUGCGUUACGAAAAUUCAUUAUUGAAAGGGAUGAUUGGCGGAAAAUUUUUAUCGUGGGCAGAGAAUUAGGGCUUCCGGAAGAAGUAGAGAAAGAUAUCUUGCGGAAAUGGUAUUACUAUUACCGAAUACAGGAAAUGAUCGGUGACAAGAAUUCUGCUCAUCGUGCCACAAGCGCAGAGAAAAUAUUUCGCCACACACUCAGCAAAUGUAAUCCAGAGAUAUGUUUGGCCCUUUUCGACCAAUCGCCUUCGAGAAUGAGUCGAACAAGAAAGGUAAAUGUAAGGAAACGUUUGAGAGCUGUCGAUAACGUGAUCGAAACAUUAGUAAAGUCUGGAGUUAAAUGUAAGGCUUUGGAAGUAGCAAAGCAACUACCGAAAGAGUCGGAAAUGCCUCCAUGUAAUAAGUACACGGUAUUUAGCAGAAAGCAUAAGGGUUAUAGGAAGGCAUUACACAAAGUACCUAAAUUUACCAAAGUUACCAUGAGAACUCCUCCUCCAGGCUUCUAG